AUGGAGCCCUCAACGAAAGAAGAGGCUGCAUUGAAGCACCCGGAUACUCAGACAUCAUUGUCGUCAGUCCCUGAGCCGGCAUCGUCUUCGCAAUGGGCAUACUUGAAACAUUACUUUACCAGUCGCGAUGGUUGGAUUGGUGAUUAUGACUACAUGUAUCUCAUAACCCCCAACAUCUGGCCGCUCAACAAAAAAUACAAAGACUUCGAAGCCCCAUUCUAUGGGCUGAACGACCACGUCCCCAUUUUACUGACCAUCAUCCUGGGUCUGCAACAUGCCCUAACCAUGGUUGGCGCGGUGGUUUCGCCGCCGUUAGCAAUUGCUGGCGGCGCAUUCUACCUCACCUCGGAGCAGACGCAAUACCUCGUUUCAGCGGCGUUCAUCACCACUGGAAUUGCUACGGCGUUACAAGUCACACGGGUGCACAUCGCCAAGACGCCAUUCUACAUCGGCACGGGAUUGUUGUCUGUUGUCGGACCGACGUUUGAUAUUCUCAACAUCGCGUUUAAUUAUACAAAUAUGAGAUAUGCGAAUGGGACGUGUCCUGUUGAUGAGACAGGCGCAAAACUGCCUUGCCCCGAAGCAUGGGGUGCCAUGCUCGGGACGAUGUUGUGUACUGUCUGGGUUCAGUUCUUGAUGUCGCUUGUUCCGCCCAAGAUUCUCAAUCGGAUAUUCCCCAAGAUUGUUACGGGUAGUUUGUUGGUUCUGGUGGGUGUGUUCUUGAUCGGUAACGGAAUGGAGAAUUGGGGCGGAAGCUCGAACUGUGAUGGUGGAACUGGCUUUUAUGCUCUGUGUCCAAAUACCGCUGCUCCUAAUCCUCUGCCUUGGGGCGAUCCUAAAUUAAUCGGACUCGGAUUCAGCGUUUUUGUAACCAUCAUUUUCGUGGAAAUCUUCGGCUCUCCUCUCAUGCGCUCUGCAUCCGUCAUUUUCGGCUUGGCUGUUGGCUGCGCCAUUUCUGGCGCCGCUGGAUACUGGUCGACAGAUAACAUCGAUGCUGCUCCCGUUGGCACCUUUUUGUGGGUUCACACCUUCAAACUAUCCGUCGACAGAGCGCUCGUCUUGCCUUUGAUGAUCAUGUUUGUCUGUGAAGCCGUUAGUUGCAUGCCAGAUAUCCUUGCAACCGCUGAGCUUUCAGGUGUCGAUAUUGAUGGCACAGAAUUCAACAGUCGUAUACAAGGUGGAAUCAUGUGCGAUGGUUUAUGCAGUCUGAUCAGUGCCCUGGGUACUGGACUGCCUAUGGUCAGUCAGGCUGGUAACAAUGGUGUGAUUUCAUUGACAGGAUGCGCUAGCCGCCGCGCUGGCUGGUGUGCCUCGGCAUUCCUAGUUCUAAUGGGCAUAUUUGGCAAAUUUGGUGCGGUCUUCGGUUCCAUGCCACCCUCAGUUCUGGGCGGGAUGCAGGUUUUCUUGUACAGCACAAUCGCCAUUGCCGGUAUACGUGUGCUCAGUCUUGUCGAAUUCACCCGACGAAACAGAUUCAUCUUGACAGCCGCUUUGGGAAUUGGCUUCAUCGAUAUCGUCUCACCGCACUGGUUUUCCAAGAUUUUGGCUUAUAGCGGACCAAACGUGAACUUGCAGGGAUUCGAACAAGGCCUCAAUUUGAUAGUGGAAACUCCUUUCAUCAUUGCGGCUGUUAUUGGAGUAGUGUUGAACCUCGCAAUUCCAGAAGAGAAGGGUGCAUCCAAGAAUACGCAUAUGCUGCCAUGGCAGAGACAGUCGACCGAAUUAUCCGAGUCGUAG
This is a messenger RNA of Talaromyces marneffei, 1737 nucleotides long. RefSeq lists its product as uncharacterized. Lineage: Eukaryota; Fungi; Ascomycota; Eurotiomycetes; Eurotiales; Trichocomaceae. Bases 1 to 1737 code for a protein of 578 amino acids. The record is from RefSeq and is a predicted model, not a curated record. Gene Ontology annotation, molecular function: xanthine transmembrane transporter activity. Gene Ontology annotation, biological process: transmembrane transport; xanthine transport. The transcript is spliced from 4 exons. Gene Ontology annotation, cellular component: fungal-type vacuole; membrane.